AUGGCAAACGAUGCCGUUGAUGCUACAGCUCGUGUGCUGCUGUCCGAAUUCGCUGGCAAACAAUGGCACGAUGCCGUUGAUGCUACAGCUCGUGUGCUGCUGUCCGAAUUCGCUGGCAAACAAUGGCAAACGAUGCCGUUGAUGCUACACUCGUGUGCUGCUGUCCGAAUUCGCUGGCAAACAAUGGCAAACGAUGCCGUUGAUGCUACAGCUCGUGUGCUGCUGUCCGAAUUCGCUGGCAAACAAUGGCACGAUGCCGUUGAUGCUACAGCUCGUGUGCUGCUGUCCGAAUUCGCUGGCAAACAAUGGCAAACGAUGCCGUUGAUGCUACAGUUCGUAUGCUGCUGUCCGAAUUCGCUGGCAAACAAUUGCCACUGA
Cylicocyclus nassatus is the source of this 378-nucleotide messenger RNA. Lineage: Eukaryota; Metazoa; Nematoda; Chromadorea; Rhabditida; Strongylidae. The record is from the annotation of a GenBank genome assembly.